Molecule: messenger RNA, 2667 nt
Organism: Suhomyces tanzawaensis NRRL Y-17324
Lineage: Eukaryota; Fungi; Ascomycota; Pichiomycetes; Serinales; Debaryomycetaceae
Exons: 3
Source: RefSeq, a predicted model, not a curated record
AUGGCUGAUAACUUUGGAAGACACCUCUCCACCCGUUGGGUCAAAGCUUCUGUACCCAGCUAUGGUGACGAAUGGGGCGACGAAUACGAUUAUAACUACAACUCUGAGGAAACUUCGUCGGUUACCGAGGCCAAGAAAGAAGUCACGCCUGAGAGAUUCGAGCUCCACGACAACCACCAGACGCCAGAUCACAGUUUCAGUAGCAGAAGUCAAGAUGAAGCCAUAUCAGGAGAGUCUAUCUCAAUGGGGCAGGACUUGAGCCACAAGACUGGAGUGCCUUCAGGCGCACAGAAUCCGAGCAACUUGGUGUUGUCAAUUGACAGAUUUAAGAACAGGUCGGACUCCGACUCUGACGAAACUUCCGAUGAAGAGCCAGAGGAACAACCCAAGGCUGUCCGAAAGAAUACUAUCAGAAAACCUCCCUUGGAACUUGACUCUUCCCUAAUUGAAUCACAUCUGGCAGAUGUUUCAAAGAGCUUCGACGAGUUUGUUCCUCCCACUCCAACAUACACCACUAAAUUUUCAAACCCUGGAACACCUCAGUCGGAUAGAAGUUACCAGUCCGAUGCUGACUCCAUUCAGAAUGAGCCGGCAAAUUUGAACGUGGUGGACUCCAACAGGUUUGCAUCCUCUGACCAAGAACAUAACUACGAGGGCAAAACUAUUCUCGAGGAUAUUCAGCCAAAGAAUCUUUCUACUAUUGACGAAUUUCAUAGCGGGAAAGAAACCGAUAAUGAUAACGAGGCAAUCCAUUUUUCUAAGCCUGAGGCGUCUCCUCCUCAAAGUCCAAAUGUUGCAUCACCUCUAGUCUUGUCCAUUGAUAAGAAGGAUUUCAACUACUCCAGUGAUGAUGAUGAAGAUGAAAUUGCAUUUGAACACAACGAUGAUAUCCAUGAAGAAGAACAUGAUAAUGAUAAUGACAUACCAAGGAACCAUGAGACGAACACAAUUCAAAGUGAUAAUGAAAGUACAACAAGAAGACCAAUUGAGACUGCUGCAUUGGAUUCACUCAUCCAUGAUUUGGAAAAUGCUUCAUUGGGUCCCGACAGCAGUCCCGAGAGACCUAAAGAGCAGCCAGAAGGCGAGAAUGAUUACACAUUACAGCUCGAUUCUUUCGAUGUUUCCAUGCCGGAUUUUGAAGAUUCUGAAUUAGUAAACACUUCUUUGGCUCAAGCAUAUGAAGAAGAAGGAGACCCCAACUCUCCUACCACGCCUAUUGCACCAUUGAGCCUCACUGAAGAAAAAGAAGGUCAUAGGAAUUAUUUGAGAGAAUCUGGCCAUCGCCGGUCCAUCAGAAAGCCGCCACCGGAACCAAGAAAGAAUUUGGUGUCUGUCGAUUAUUCUAAUAUAGCAGAUGCUGUCAGUGGAUACAUGAAUGACAAUGAAAGUUUAGGUGCAAACAAGAAUCUUGACAUUAUUGGAGAAGACAAUCAGAGUGUAUCCUCUGAAACCAAAUCACAAUCGACAGGGGAAAACAAAGAAAGAAUUUCUGAGCCUCAAAUGCAAGAAGAAGAAUUUUUCAGUACGGAAGACUUCAAGAAACCGGGUGUAAAUGAAUUGCAUCCAGUGGUAUCCUUAGACUCCCUUUCAACUGGUAAGUUCUCUUUUGAGACCCACUCUACUUCUCAACGUGGAGACAAUCAUAGUUUGAGAGAUGGCCAGAGUUUGAGGGAUAAUCACAGCAUCAGAGAAAAUUACAAUUCCAAUGAAGGUGUCGAGAAUGACAAAUCAAGAAGAGUUUCUACUAUGAGCAUGGCUACCGUUAAUAUGGGUGGCUGGAAUCCAAAUACCAAUAACUAUCGUGAUCAGUUUAUUAAUGACAACGAUAAUGAGUCGCAGAUUAAUUUCAACCCACAUGCAGAGGAGCCUAGUAACUACAACAAGUUCACAAAGCUCAGGGGCUCUAGUGGUCUUUCUGAAGUUGUAUCUAACUCGAGUUCCAUUUCAGUUCCAGAUACCAUAGAUGCAGCCUUGCCACAAAUUGCCGAAGACCCUGAUGAUAACGAGGAUAAUCAAUUGCAACCGAAGACCUCUAUUGCCGCAGACUCAAUUUUGCAAGAGCACAGCUAUCCACUGCCAGUUUUCAAGGAGGAAAGAUUAACUCCUGCAGGUUCAAGUGAAAUGUUACCAAAGUCCAGCAACCAGAGGUAUUCCAGUCUUUUCCUGUCCAAUGACCUUGAAUCCCAAGAAACCAAAAGAAUAGCCUCAGACUCAACAAUGGGAGCGCUUGAGAAAGAAAUGAACAAGGCUGCCAAUCCUCUGCGUGUGACCGGCGCCUCCACCGCUGUUACUGAGUCGGGAUUGACGUCGACGAAGCCAUUUUCUGCUCAGUCGUAUCCUGUAUUUGAUUGGAAGACCAUAAUGUCAGCCUCGCAGCCGAUAGACAGGAUCCGCCUCUUGAAGGAAGCAUUGAAAAAGGAAUCCGAGCAUGACACUGGUCUCCAGAACUGGUUGCACGAAACAUUAAAGAGUUCGCAAAACCCUACAAAUAUGCAUAUUGGUAAGAUCGCUUCGGAGGCUUAUUCGAAUGCCACCCACAACGACAUCCGCAGACACGCUUCGCUCCGAAGCAAAGUGUCGAUUGUCAAAGACAAGGUGGAGACCUCUGGAUUACAUGCUACGAGUUUCGGGAAGAGAUUUUUGAGCCGUGGUAAGAAAUUCAUGAAA